AUGGCUCUCCUUCUCUGGAUCCUGACGAGCCUCGUGCGCUGGGUGCGCCUGAAGAUCUACCAGUAUGAGGUGACCUUCGCCAUCUACAUGCUCACGCCGACCGAAAAGUUCAUUUUCAAUUCCCUCAUCCUCACCCUCCUCACCAUGAUUGCCACUGGCAUCUAUAUCUACCUUCCAGACCACAUUCGCUCCAUCUACGGCCACCUGUACUACUACUGGGUCGGCGAGCGCCCCUUCAUCUCCACUCGUCUGACUUCCUCAAUGGGCUCAGUUUUCGGUGACGCGGCCACCCAGAGUCUCGAGGUUGUCUACGAGACGGCAAAGAAUGCGGCCGCCAUGACAACGCAGCAUCUUGCUGAACUGUGA
Molecule: messenger RNA, 366 nt
Organism: Penicillium canariense
Lineage: Eukaryota; Fungi; Ascomycota; Eurotiomycetes; Eurotiales; Aspergillaceae
Product: serine palmitoyltransferase small subunit family protein
Exons: 2
Coding region: 1-366 (121 amino acids)
Source: RefSeq, a predicted model, not a curated record